GCAAGAGCGAGAGGCGGGCGGGGGGACACGAGAGGAGGUCGCGGUUUUUUUUCUCUCCCCUCCCUUUUGAAAGGAGUUUGCAGAAAGCGGCUGGGUUUCUUCAGUCCCAGCCUGAGCGCUUCCUGAGCGGCCGAGAGCGAGGAGGAGGAGGACGACGCAGCAGUGUCUGGACAUCUUGAUUACGGCGAAAAUCUCUUUCUCUCCAGUUCCUGAGCGGGAAGCCCAGAGGCUGCCCAGGCGAGGUUAAGGAGCCAGAGUCGCCCAGCAGCCGCCACACACCCGCGAGGAGCAAUGGGCGCAGGGAGCUCUGCGGAGCAGCGGAGUCCGCAGGACGGGGCCACUGCAGCGGGAGAGUCCCUGCCCAGCAGCCCCGAGACAGAGGCGCCGACGGCGGCGCCGGCCGAGCCCGAGCAGUUGGAAGACCCCGCCAAGCUUUUACAGAAGAAUGGGCAGAUAUCCAGUCUUAAUGGAAUUGCAGAAGAGCAAGAGGAGCUCAACCUUAAGCCAGAGGAGCUGAAUGGACAACAGGCAGAAGGAAUCGUAGCGGACGUUGGACAAAGAGACGCUCCAAAUGUGAUUCUAAAAGAAGAGUCAGCUGAAAAUAUGGAGACCAAGACACCAGAAUCAGCUGAUAAAACAUAUGUUGAUGGUGACUCGAAGGACUCACCAGAUGCUGAUGAACAGUUGCCAACACCGGAAGAAAAAGCAGAAGAGCAGGAACUACCUGGAGAAUCGUCAUCUAACGAUGUUGGAUUUAAAAAAGUGUUUAAGUUUGUUGGAUUCAAAUUUACUGUUAGAAAGGAUAAGACUGAAAAAUCAGAACCUGUUCAGCUAUUGAAUGUAAAAACAGAUGAGACAGAAGUAACCACAAGUGGAGCUGGAGACUAUAAAGAAGUCAAAUUGGAGGUGGUAGAGGAAGCAAUAAAAAGUGAGGUGUCUCAUCCUGUAGAGAAGACUGAACAGCAAACUCAAACUGAACAAGUGAAGGAAGAAACUUCUUUUGAAAAGAUAAAAGAAAGCUCUGUGGAACCAAUUGAAGCAAGCAAGGAGGCAGAAAUUAAAAGUGACAGUAGCAAGUUGCUGGAGUCUCCAACAAGUCCAUUAGCUAAUGAAACAGCAUCGCCCCUAAGAAAGUUCUUUACUCAGGGAUGGGCUGGCUUUAGGAAAAAGACAAGCUUCAGGAAACCCAAAGAAGAUGGCCAACCUGUUGAGAAAGAAAAACAGGACCAAGAAAAAGAAAUGGCAGAAGAAGAAAAUGCUAUCAAAGAAGAACUAGAAAAAGAAAAAACAGUCCUAGAAAAGGAUGAAGCAGAAAUUUCAGUAGAACCUAUAGAUGAAACAGAGAAAAAAGAGACACAGAAAAGAGAAGAAGAUAAAAUGAGAGAUGUCUCAACAGAAACACACGAAGAAGAACCCAUUACGUCACCAUCACAAGAGUAUGUAAAAUGUGUAAACGAAGAAUCUGAGAUAUGUUUGACUGAGAAUAUUGGUCUAGCCUCCAAGGAAAAAUCAGAACCAGUGCAAGAAUGUCUACCAUCCCUAGAUCAGAGCUCACUUGCUCUGUCUGAGAAAAAACAUGCCACUCCCUUGGCAAAAAAAGUACUUGAGGAAAAAUCAGGCAUAUGUGAAUCAGCUUCUCCACUUGAAAUGGAAAAGACUGAAGAACAUUUUGAAAUGCUCGAAGACAAACUUGAACCAAAAGCUCCUCUGGCAACUGAAAGUUUUGAUGAAAUACCCACAACAUUUAACAAUGAUGUUAGCACCAUUGUGAAGAGGGAAGAGGUUAAAAUAAAUGAAAAAGAAGAAUUUACUAAUGAACAAUUAGUUGAGACAGAUGCUCAGACACAAAAAGGACAAUAUGAUGAUGAGCAGUUAAAAGUCAGAGAAACUGUACCUGUAGCAAUGAAUGAAGAGAUCAUGCAAACUGAACCAAACAGUGGAGAUGCAGCAACAUCUAAACCUCCUGAAAGCAUCACAAAUGAAGCUGAAUUGCUUUCAUCACAAGAAAGAGCUAAGAUACAGGGCAGCCCCUUAAAGAAGCUUUUUACAAGUACUAGCUUAAAGAAGUUGUCAGGAAAGAAAAAUAAAACAAAAAGAGAAGAAUCUAAGUCAGGAGAAUCAGUAGAACAAACACAACAAUUGUCUGAUUCUGCAGAAAGUCCUGAAGAACAAAAGGGAGAAAGUUCUGCCUCUUCCCCUGAAGAGACAAUAGAGCUGUCUUCUGCAGAAAAAGGUAUAGAUGUAGUACAGAUCACUGAAACUGAAGAUGGUGCUACUUCAGAUAUGGAGAAGAAACGAGAAAGUGUUACUCCUUGGGCAUCAUUUAAAAAGAUGGUAACUCCUAAGAAACGGGUCCGGAGACUUUCUGAAAGUGACAAAGAAGAAGAAGUUGACAAGGUCAAGAGUGCUACUCUUUCUUCAACUGAAAGUGCUCCUUGUGAAGAACAGGAAGAUAAUAAAGAAAAUGGCGAGGAGCAGAAGUUAGAAAAAAGUACAGAUGAACCCAAGAGAAAAGUUGAUACUUCAGUAUCAUGGGAAGCCUUAAUCUGUGUAGGUUCAUCUAAGAAAAGAGCUAGAAAAUCAUCAUCUUCUGAUGAAGAAGUAGGACAAAGACUUGCUCAAGAAGGGCAAAAAAUAGAAGAAAGUGGAGCUCAUAAAGAAACAGUCCCAGACAUGACCUUUACUAGCUCCCAGGAAAGUGAUCAAGGACAAGGAAAUUCCUCACCAGAACAAGCUGGAAGUCCGUCUGAAAGCGAGGGAGUUUCAACAUGGGAGUCCUUUAAAAGGCUAGUAACCCCAAGAAGAAAAUCUAAAACAAAGAUGGAAGACAGAACUGAAGAGGUGGCCACAGUUCCAAGUUCAGAACAUUCUGCUUCGGAUGGAGAUUCUGGAAAAGAAGAAUCUUGGGUUUCAUUUAAAAAAUUAAUGCCUGGUCGUAGGAAGAAGAAGUCAGAUGGAAUACCAGAGCAUGCUCCUGUUGAGGAAGUGGGAGAAGAAAUUACAGAAAACAUUGAAGAAGAUUAUGAUGUUCCAGCUGUUGUUCCUUUAUCAGAGUAUGAAGCUGCUGAACAAGAGAAAUUUGAAGCACAGAAGAAAAAAGAUGAUAUGAUUAAGAGAAUUUUGGAUGAAAGAACUGACAAGUCAAAAGAUGCUUUAGUAGAUGAACAGUCCAAUGAACAAUUAGUUCAUGCAGUUACUGUCACAGUUGUUGAAGGAGAAAGAGCAGUUACAAGUAUUGAAGAAAGGUCUCCAUCUUGGAUAUCUGCUGCUAUGACAGAGUCCAUUGAACAUGCAGACAAAGAGAAACAAACUGAGCAAACUUCUGAAACUGGAAUUGGAGAAGACAUAGCAAUAGCUACUAAACACGUGCCCGUAAUUAGGAAAGACAUUAGUGGUGACAUGAUAAUCAGUGAGAUGGAGUUAACUCCAGAAGCAAUUACAGCUCGAGAAGAAGCUUCAGGUGUUGAAGAAAUAACUGAAGUGUCCUGUGCUGAAGAGACAACUGAAAUGGUUUCAGCAGUUUCAAGAUUAAGUGAAUCCCCUGAUACAACAGAAAUAGCUACACCUGUCCAGGAAGUUGAAGGUCAGCAAAACCUAGAAGAAUUAAAUAAUCAGACCCAGGAAGUUCUACAAGAAGUUGCUGAAAGAGUUAAAUUUUCUGAUGAAGCACAACUGUUAAGUGAAAAAGUGUCAGAAAUAGCCAUUCAGUCAACAUCAGUAGAAAAAAGAAGGCAAGAAAUUAAUGUCAUGUUUCCAGAAGCUAAAUUGGCUGAUUCAUCCCUAAAGAUUGAAGAUCCUGAAGAGAUUGGAAUCCAAAUUAAUGAAGACACAGAAGGUGAUCACACUGUAGGUGAAGUUAAAGAAAGUGAUUUGAAGGAAAUGUUGGAGAAGAGUAGAGACUCAUGUGCUGAGAGGAAAGAGCAAGCGAAAGAAAGUUUACAUUUGGAUAUGUCUAAUGAAAGUGAAACUGAACAAGAAAAGCAUGAAGAAAUCACCAAAGAACAGAGAACUGAAGAGAAAUCUGAAGAGGAAGAUUUUGUCUUUAUUACAAUAACAGCUGGUGAAGAGCCAGAAAUAAAAGUUGGUGAAACUGGCAGAAAGCAACAACACAUACCUUUAGAAGCACUUUCAGAGGAAUCUGGAACUAUUGAUGCAGAAGAGGAAAUCACAGUGAAUUUAGAAGAAACAGCUCAUGGUAAGGUCACUGAAGAGGGUGUUACAGAAGUGGAUGAAUCAAUGAAAGGAAUCAAUGUAGAGAAGACAGAGUUCUCCCAGAAUCUUACGGAACUGGUGGCUGUACCUGAUCUAGAGUCAGGAAAUGCAGAAAUAAGAACAGAUGAAGUAAAGAAGGCUCUUAUGCUCAGUGAUGUAAAAGAUGCUGAGCAGUUUAUCCAACCCACAAAACCUGAAGAACUAGUGCCCGAAGUUCCAGUCCAGAGCCAGGCUAUUGAUGUUCCAGUUCAGAAUGUAGUUAAUGAAGUGAAUGCUCUGGAUAUAACCAAAGAUGUUACAAUUGGCUUAGAAACUAAAAGCACAGAACAAGUUGUGACUGGGGCAUAUUUACAGGACAAAGACUUACAGGACACGGAGGCCCUUUUAUACAAUGUAGAAACUGAAACUUCUGUGCAGAAAAUGGAACCUGGUACUCAUCUUCAGAAAGUAGAAAUAGAGAUCCCUGUAGAAAAUGUGAAAUCUAAGCCUCACCUGUUGAAUACUGAGACACAGAUACAUAUAGACACUGUGGAAACAGGGAUAUCCAUUAGAAAGAUGGAAGUUGAGAUCUACCAGCAGAAUUCAGAGAUUGAGGUCCUUAUACAAAAGGUAGAAACAGAGAGCCAUAAAGAAGUGGAAACAGAGUCAUGCCUACCAAAUGUACAAACUGAGGUCCUGGCAGAAAAGGCUGAAGUAAAGAUGGAAGUGAAAAUUUCCACAGAGAGGGCAAAAGCAGACAUUCCUACAGAAAAAGCAAAAGUUCUGACAGAAGAGGUAGAACCAGAGGUUCCUGAAGAAAAGACAAUUGGAAAGGUGUAUAUGCAGGCUUCUGCAGAGAAAACAGAUGCAAAAAUGGAUGUGGAUGCCUCUGCUGCAAAAGUAGUUGAGGUUUCUGUAGAGAAAGAGGCUACAGCGUUCCGUGCAGAAGACAUGGAAGCAGAGGUUGCCGAGGAAGUUGAAAUGAAGGUUUCUGGAGAGAACGUGGAUAUGAAAGACCUCACAGAAGAUACAAAAGUGGAAUCCCCCAUGGAAACAAUUGAAGUCCUCACAGAAGAAGCAAAAGUAGAUAUUCUUUCAGAAAUGGAAGAUGCAAUGGUGAAUACAAGAGUCCUCAUAAAGAACAUAAAUGUAGAAGCUCCUGCAGAGAAGUCAAAAAAAGUAGUGGAAAGAGAAGCUGCUGCCAAGCUAGCAAAGCAGAAGGAGAUUCUGCAGAACAUGGAGACAGAGGACAUGUUUCAAUCUGAGACAGAAGAUACUAUGAAUGCCAUAAUUUCACUUGAAGUUCCAGUUUGUGCAGAGUUACCACAAGCAACUGAGGCAGAUGACAAAUGUAGAGUUACAGUGCAGAGUGGUAUCCAAGAUGUGGCCAAUUCCUUUCAAGUAGAAUAUUUGGAUUCUGUUGGAUCUGAGGGCCCUUUUAGGGAUGAAGUUAAAGGUGCUGAUUUUGCCUUUGAAUUAACAUCAACUGAGCAAGCAGUAAAUGAGGAACUUGUGGAAAGAGAGACAAUUAAAGUUUCAAUAUAUGAACAAGAUGCUGUUGAUUUCAUUCCGAAUUACACAGCAGAUGGCAAAGUCACUUUAGAAUCUCCCAAAACAAAGAAGCUAGAGGAUAGCACAUUUGACUUAGAAUCAGAAUGCACUGAAGAAAUUGUAACUGAGACCUCUCUGCAGAAAGGAAAAAAUAUAUCCUUUAUGGAGAUUGAAGGGGAAGAAUCAAAGAGCAUGGAUAGUGCUGCGUCUGAAAUCCAUGAGAAAAGUGAAAAGGCGAAUGCACUUGCUUUGAAAUCAAAUUUCACAGAGGCUGAAUUAACUGAGAAAAACAAGGCAACAGUGGAGUCUGUAGAAAAUGAUAUUGGAAACACAGAACUAGCAACUGAAUCCAAACACAGAGAAGGAGUAGUAGCUGAGGCUGUUGCAAAGACUGAAGUAGAAGGAGAAAUUGUUGUCUCAGAAUCCAAAGGCACAGGGAGAGUUUCAGAAACCUAUGAGAAAAUACAAGUACCAUCAGAGAAGGUGAUAAUAGUGGAAACAGACAGAUCAGUUGAAAACUCUGAACUAGCUGCUAGUGGUGAUAUACUUUAUGCCGCUCCAAUGCAGCAACAUCUCAAGCAACAGGAGGUUGUCCCUACUGACAUUCCUGAAAUGCAAAGCUAUGAAGCUUAUAAAUCCUCUGUGGUGGUAACAGCUGCAGCAGUUGAAGAGCAGAUCAUUGAAGAAAGUGUAAUUGUUACAGAAACAUCAACAGAAACAUUGCAGUCUUUCUUAGAAGAAUCAAAAGGGCCUGCAUUCAAAAUUGUACAACAGGUGACCUUUGUUCACUCAGGUCUGGGCGCUCCAGGUUCUGACACUGAAGUAGUGUCAUGGACUGAGAAGAGAAGGUCAGCAACUGAGAAGCCAGGUUUGCCAGAUGAUGAUUUGACCCAAAUGCAUGUAUUUGGUUGCACCUCCAAAACGAAAUCAGAACUCAGUCAAGAAAAACAAGUUCAGGCUCCAGAAAGUAGUCCCUCUUUGACACAUCCAGAAUUUCAAAAAGAUGAUGUUCAGCAUGGGACUAUAGAGUCUCAGAGUACCAAAAUUGUACUUAGUAUAAUUCAGAAUGCUGUUGAUAAACUGGAGAAAACAGAAGAGACACCAUCAGCAUCAAGUCUGUGUGAAAAUAAAUCUGAAAUUCAGGAAAGCAUACACACUAAUCAGCAGCUAAUUCCUGUGAAUCUAGAAAAACAUGAGACCCUGACAAAGGAAGAAAAUGUGCCUUGUGAAAUGUCUGAAGAUGGAGGAAGCUGGGACCCUAGAAAGGCAGAUACUGAUCUCGAAGCAGUGAAACACAUGCCACAACCAGAUGAACAUUUGGGUACUGUGACAACACUAGUGCAAGAUCAUGGAACUGUGAAUAAAGCUGAGAAAAAGAUUACAGAAGAGCCAGGAUUGCAAAAAGAAAAUGGUGAAACAAUGCUUGAAUCUGAAAUGGAUGCUGCUGUUUUAACAGAGACUGAAAGAAUGACAGUGGAAGGUAUUGUCUCAGGAGAUCUACCCAAAGAAUCACUUGACAUAGACCAACCAAAGUCAAAGGGUGUAGAAGCUGGUCAGACUGUUCAAAUGCAAAAACCCUUUGUAGAGCAGCAAACACGUGCAAAAAGGAAAGACCGCUCCACAGGACUUGAGGAGACACACAGAGAGGAAGAUGUAAAUGACUGCAUGUCCUGUGAGAGUCUACUGUUAAAAUCAGAGCUCGCUGAAUCUUGAGGUUUAAAUUGCAGCUUAUACUUGCAGGGACCAGUAUAUGAGGAAGGCAGUGAAAGAGAAUGGAUUCUGCAUUACUGAGCUGAAGACCAAUACUUUGGAAUGGUGAUAUUAGACCUUUGCUUUCCAAUGUCAUUCUGAGAAGGCAUCUGACAAUCCUGAGGCACCACCAGGAGCGCAAGACCUUUUCUUUUAAUUUGAUUGUUAACACUCUCUUUUUCACAAUAUUCUUUUUUUUCCUCUGGUAAGUCCCCUGGGGGAAGGUAGGAAGUGUACACCUUUGUCGAAAUUAUAGCGUGGGAAGGAAGUUGCCAUCUUUCAGUCUCUCCCUUUUAUCAGUGCUUCCAAAACUGGAGUGUAAUUCUUUUGUGUAUUUAUGUGUAUAUCUUUAAGCAAAAUCUAAUUUUAAUGUAUAUUUUCUCUUUAUAUGUGGGAAAAAAUUACAAAAUGACCUCCUCAUUUGUCUCACCCAGUAGAAAAAUAGCUGAGUACAUGAAAUCAUAGGGAGGCCCUAUGAGGUGCAGCUAGUCAUAAAUUCUAAUACAUUAGCUUCCUAUUUUGUGGAGGAACCAAGGUUUUGCUUCCAUAGAAGAAUGCUUAUGAGUGAAAGGCACAGUUUGUCUUUGGAAUAGUUGAGACACCAAUUUAUUAGACAGGAGCAGAUUUUCCAACACUUGCUCUGUGCCUAAUGAUGUUUGUGUAAUGUUGAAAAAUUUCAGCAGCUGUCUACAGGAGAAUUAGACACUAAGAAGACUUUCAAUAUUUUUAUAUCUGCCUAAGUCUGUUCUGGAUUGUUGCUCUCAAAUUUAUUUGAAUACAAUUUAUUUUUUCAUGGAACACCUCAGAGAAAGCAGGAUGUCGUCAGAGGUCAAACAAAUAAAUGGCCACUUUUAACAGUUUACCAGCUUUGAGGUAUUACUUCGUUAAACACUGUCAUAUCAAACAUAAAGCAGAACACUGCGUUGGUUUUAACUUAUCAAUAAAUAGAAAAAUAGGGGUUUUUUUUAUUAAGAAUGCUUGCCUGUUCUCGGAACAUACCAUGUCAGAGAAUAAGACAAUUCUUUUCAAAAAGGUUUUGAAGAGCAAAGUAUUAAGUCUGUUUUAUAUUCAUAUCCCUUUGUUAGGAAAGUGGGUUCCAUUAUGCUUAAUUUACUAAUGUGAUUUCUGAAGACUGAUUUUAAAUAAAGACCUGCCUUACACUUGUGCUUCAAUUACAUUUUAAAAGAACCCUCAACGGAGCAAACCUUGACCAGAUGUUCCCCAUGUUGUUAGAUAUAAGACAGCAAGUCACUAUAGGUUAUGCAUAAAAACUGCGCAGGCUUGAAAAGCUAAAUUGUUGAACAGUAGUGAAAAAGUUUAUUCGAUCUUCUAGAAAUCAAGCAGAUCUAGAAAGUCAAGUUCUAUUGCACUUUUAGCCUUCACACCAAUGUAACUGAGCCUGUUGCAUGGUCCAGCAGCUUCACUGUCCUACAUGUAUAGUAUUUAUUUGAAAAGGAAUGAAGUGAGCCAAAUACCUUCUUCUUUUGGGAGCUGCAUAAUGAGUGAAGAAAGUAAAACAUCACUGGUAUUCUAGCUCCAUCUGGUGGUGAUCAAAUACUCCAAGUAGCUUAGAAGCUUUAAAAGAACUCUGCCUAAAACAUUACCUACCCUCUGAUAAAAUGUGGCAGUUAGAAGUUUCUUAAAAUUAAUCUAAUGCUAUAUCUUUGCUAAUAAAAUUACAAACAAUAAUAUGUAAUCUUAUUAGUGUAUCACCACAGGUGCAGUGCUUGAUAAAGGUUUUGGUCUGUAAAAGAUUAAUAUGGAAAGAUGCUUUUCAAAAACAGUCCAUUUUAGCGAGAAGGACAUUGGGUUGACUUGAACACGAGAAAAUUCAGUAGUCUAAUAUAGUAAACCAUGUCAAGUUACAGGCUGCAGAAAGUUUUUAGACAUUUAAGGAUAAGAAAGGUGAAUGGCCAUUUUUGUUAACAUGUAUUUACAACUCCCCUCCCCCAUCGUAGUGACUAUGUAAAUCCACUGAAAUCACAGUAGAAAUGGCCAUUGAAAUGUUGUGGUGUAAUUAUUAACAGUUUUUGUCCCUUCAUUUUAUAGCAUUGCUAAAUUGAAAAUGCAGAGAAUUGUUUUGCCAUUAACUCUACCAACAGGGUCCAGUGAGGUUGAGUUGGAGGCAAUAUUUGAUGGCUGUUGUUAAACAGAACCCAUUUUCUUAUUGGAGGUCAUUGAGAAGACAGUAGGUAUGAAGAAGCUGCAUCAACACCAUGCUGAUGAACCAACAGUGCUUUGUGAAGCCCACACUUGCCUAGUACUGUCCCUGCCAACAUCAUUUAUUUCAGUGUCUUCUGGUAAGAAUGUUGGGGCUGCCUUCCUAUCAGUUGCCACUCAGCAACCACAGCUAAUUGCAGUCUUCUCCCUUGCUGGCAGCUUAGGUGGAUUUAAAGGCAAACCAAACUGUUCUUGCAGUCUUAUUUGUACAGCUGCUAGCAUGUCUCCAAAAACUUCCUUCCCCACCUCCCAUCCUACCUAAUGAGAAAUUUAAUAUCUCUUCAGUCCUAAAUCCAAAAGUUUAUAUAGUUUGUUGGGACUGGGUGUUGGCGUGACAUGUAACAGAGAAAGGUAGCAGGGGAAAAUUAAAUCUGAAACACUUUUACGCCACUUGAGUAUUAGAACUUGGGGACACUCUUUUACCUGUUAAAGCAAAUUAGCUGCUGGACCUGUGAGGCCCACAGAAGUUAUUAUCUCUGAAAAGUAGGUAGUAUGUGUAUGCAAAAUAGUGUGUAGGUCCUUCCAAGAUUUACAAUGCAAUUAUAUGUAGAGAGACUGGAGUAACUCUGCAUAGGUUGUACUGCACGCUUUGUUAUCACACGGAGGCUUAAAAAGGCAUUUGUGGAAAAAUUCAUCUGACAUAAAGAAGCUGGAAGCUUUAAACAAAAAUAUUGGAGUUGGCAUUUAAUAAUCUCCUUCAGCAGAGAAAUUCACAAGUAGGGGGCUUUGUUUAUGAAUCACCUAGAUACAGUCCAUGUGUUUGUCUACAUUGUGUAAAUGUGUAAAAUGUGUAACAUGGUUUGUCUCAAAAUUGAUGAGUUUUCCCUAACGGCAGCUUUUUCUCCUUCCAAUCCUCUCACUUCCCCUUCAAUUUACAACAUUUGUUCUAACAGUGGUUCUUGAUUGCCAAACUUUAGAUUGUUCACUUGUAUUAUGUGUUUUGCAACAGGACUGUCCAAUACAUUUCUCCUGGACUAUUUGAGGCCCUGAAGAGUCUAAGGACCAUGAGCCUUAAAUCUACCCAGGGCUAGAAGAGGAGGGAUGUUAUCAUAGCAUCUGACAGGCUACAUUACCUGGCUGAUGAGCUAUUGAUUUGACAGGCCUGCUUUGCAGCACCAAACAAGUGGGCAACCAGUUGUUUAUGCAAAUUUGCAAUGUCUGUAUGGGAAACCAUACUGCAGUAGCUGCAAUCAAUUAAAAAUAAUUAAAGAUAACAAUGGCAUGGCCUAUAUAAUCCUGGUUCUAAUCUUUAUAGCUCCAUGGCUGUUAGUAAUAUGUAAAGUUAUCUAAACAGCAUUUAAAUAAACCUAGUAAUCACAAUGUAAAUUAUCAGUGGCUAGAAGUUUGGGGAGUUCUUAGUUCUUGCUUUUUUAUAUACUGAUCUAUGGCCUUUCUAAGCAAUGCAAAGAACACAAUCAUAUAACCAAUAUCUCUUCUUGUAACUGACCUGUCUCAAAAAAGCACCAGAAGAAUUUUCUUCUGGUGCAAGGAGCAUGUCUCCAUUCACAAAUACUGCUUUGUUACAGUGUAUUGCUUUGGCCUCAAAAUACUCAGAUGAGGCUGCAAAUUGUAGCUUGUGCCACAACUCCAAGCUUUUGCAGUUUCUUCUAAUCCAAUGUAUUGGAUUAAUUGAUACUUUGAUUUUCUAUGGCGUUUUUAAUGUAGAUUUUUCUUGGACCAAAUAAAAUACAAAACAAAUUAAUUUA
Molecule: messenger RNA, 11417 nt
Organism: Sphaerodactylus townsendi
Lineage: Eukaryota; Metazoa; Chordata; Lepidosauria; Squamata; Sphaerodactylidae
Gene: AKAP12
Product: A-kinase anchoring protein 12
Exons: 4
Coding region: 292-7455 (2387 amino acids)
Biological process (GO): regulation of protein kinase C signaling; signal transduction
Cellular component (GO): cytoplasm
Molecular function (GO): calmodulin binding; protein kinase A binding
Source: RefSeq, a predicted model, not a curated record